CAACAAGAAAUAUGUAAAUGUACACCGUACUAAAAAUAUAAUUAUUAUGAUGCCAAGAGUCAGUCCCACGUAAAUGAUCUAAUGGAUUUUAAAAAAACAAAACAAAAACUAAAACAAAAACAACUAAUUGUGAACUAAAUGUAUUUUUUUAGGAGUUUAACGUUUUUGCAGUGUUAAUUACAUAAGUGUUGUGGUUUCAAAUCAGGUAGUCUAUAGCCAAGUGGGGGGGUCCCCACCCCCCGCAAAUCAAACGUACAUAUUAAAAUAUAUAUAUAUUAUAUGUAUAUGUAUACAUACGCGUACUAUAUAGUAAACCACUAGUCAAACGAGGAGGAUAUACGUAUGUAUGUAUGUAAAACGUAAACGACAAAACGGAAGAGGAAAUGAAAAAAUAAAAAAACAAAAAUCAAAAUGAAAUAUUAUUAUAUAGUGUGUAUGUAUGUGUAAAUACUGUUAGCAAAAUCAAAUUGUCAUUCGUUUAAGUUUGUAUUUUAGCGACAAAUUAUGUUAAGUUCGUUGAUUAUCACACAUCCCAUGGUGGAGCUAAAACAAAAGCUACAAUAGCUAACAAAAAAAAAAACAACAAAAAAAACAAUUCAAACAAAAAAAACCCAAAAACUUUUCUAUUACAGAAAGAAAGAAAGAAAGAGAGAGUCCAAAUUUCAUUCUCGAAAUGCGGUCCUAAUACUAUAGUUAGUUAGUUAUUAUUAUUAAUACUACCUACCGUCUAACCCAACCCCCUCCUACGUUGAUUUUUAUCUUUGUGUUUUUUUAUUUGUUAUCCCGCAACGGAAUAAAGGAAAAUAUUUAACUUGUUUCGAUUCCGACGACUGUCACUAGUUUCCUCCGAUAUACCGAUAUACGAUCUAAGAGAGCACUGGGAAACGAUUUAGUUGGCUAAACCGAAGCACAAAGAUUAUUGAUGUUAUGCGACUCUUUUUUUAAAAAAUGUGUACGGGUCUGUUUGAUUACGUUCACUCUACGGUACUGUUAAUAUACAAAUACGUUACUGUUUAAUAUAUAUUUUAUAUGUGUAUACAGAUGUAAUAAAAAACAACAGCAAAAUGAAACGCCCCUCUUUGCAUUCCAUUCCUUCCAGACCGACAAAACGAAUGUUUAUUUUCAAUGACGAUGAGAAAGGAGUGGCCUAACCACAACAGACACUCAUAUACAUAUGUGUAUGUAAGUAUGGACAGAGAGCCAGUGGGAAUUUAGGCGUAGUACCGGGACCAGUUUAUUCUGCAUCAAGUUGUGAAGCGGAUAAGUCGUACGCACAGCAAAAAACAUUAUUCAGAAUGCGUGUGGUACCGCAUUGGAGCAGCUUUUUGAGCUUUCUCCUGGGCAGCAUUGCAGCUGACAUUCCCGACUGCAAUUACUUCGAUACUGUCAACCUAACGAACAGUUCGAAGUUCCCCAACGGAUCCUACAGCUACGAGCGGCUCAUCAUUCCGCCGACUCUAACGGGGGAGUACGACUACGAGUUGCUGUUCAACGGGAACAGCAGAGCGGUGCCCAGCCACACAAGAGGAUGCGUGUGCAAGGUGAGGCCCUGCAUACGAUUCUGUUGUCCUCGGAGCAAUGUGUUGCAGGUCAACAGGUGCUCGCCGCACAUACACAACGAGCUAUCCUACAAAAUGACCCUGGAUAUAACACAAGACAAUGGGAGUGUAACACAUAAGCACAUCAUGGAGGACUUUGUUGUGCAGGAGGAGCUGCCACUGCCAUGUAGCACUCAUUAUGCUCUAAACAGAAUUAAAUAUACGACAGAUCUGUGGACACUAUUCGAGAAUGGAACGCUCCUACGACAAUACGACAAGAAGUACCUCUCCAAGCAGGAAUACUGUCUGCAGCCGCGGAAGUCUAGGAAACAGAAUGACGGCUUUAACUACACCAUCGUUCCUUACAACUGCGCCAUUGAACCGGACUGGACAAUGGCAUAUGUCAAGGCGGCAUCUGUCGUAUUUAUGGUCAUUACCAUUUCCAUCUACCUUUGGCUGCCCCAGUUCCAGUCGCUGCAUGGAAAGUGCUGCAAUUUGUAUUUUAUCUGCCUGACAGCAACCUUCCUGCUGAAUCUCUUUAGCACUUUCCACGUGUUUGACAGCACAGUUGCCUGCUCUAUUAAUGGCUAUGCGGGUUACUUUGCAGCGAUGGCCACGUUUCUGUGGCUGUCUGUGGUAAGCUUCAAUGUGUGGCGUCGCUUUCAAGAGCUCCAAGGGACACGCCGCAGCAGCUUUUUCAACUAUAACCUCAUCGCCUGGACCACUGCUGGAGCACUUACUCUGGGCGUAUUCCUGGUAGACAGACUUGUGCCAUUUUCCAUUAAACCAGACAAAACUUUCCCCUUGGUACCUGCUGUGGGCGUCUUUUCCUGCUGGAUCUUAACUGAAAGUUGGUCGGGAAUGAUUUAUUUUUAUUCGCCACUGACGUUAUUUAUACUAUUCAAUAUUACAAUGUUUGCUCUGACGACUCACACCAUUUACUUGGCGGACAAGAUCAGGCCAAAAGUGUGGAACGGCAUCGGAAAGCAACAAAUGUCAAUGAACCGAGCUAACUAUGGCGUGUAUGUGCAUCUAUUCAUCAUAAUGGGCGUCAGUUGGCUUCUGGAAAUUGUCGCAUUUAUUUGUGAAAUUGAGAAAGUCUUCAAGCCCUUGAUCGUAGCUAAUGAGAUAAUAAACUGCAGUCAGGGCAUCAUAAUAUUCCUUGUCACACUCUGCAACAGGGACAUGCUCAGGAUCAUUCGUAAGCGAAACCACGAUAGACGGCUCAGUGGUGAUGAGAAUGGAACAUGCAGUCUGACACAGGACUGCCAGCUCAUGCAGGAUAUCAAAUAAAUUGACUGUUAUUGAUCCUCGGAUUGAAUAAACUUUCGAUCAACUUUCAUACAAGGGAUACUACCUUGCCUCCAGCCCGGCGACAUUCCUCAUAAAAUUUUUGUGGCGUUUUUCGAAAAGCGAUUUU
Drosophila obscura is the source of this 2958-nucleotide messenger RNA. Its product is annotated as probable G-protein coupled receptor Mth-like 11. Gene Ontology annotation, cellular component: membrane. Bases 1296 to 2831 code for a protein of 511 amino acids. The transcript is spliced from 7 exons. NCBI's taxonomy places the organism in Eukaryota, Metazoa, Arthropoda, Insecta, Diptera, Drosophilidae. Gene Ontology annotation, molecular function: G protein-coupled receptor activity. Gene Ontology annotation, biological process: cell surface receptor signaling pathway. The record is from RefSeq and is a predicted model, not a curated record.